ACUACAGCUCCCAUGGUCCUCCGCGCCGCCAGAUGCCGUGAGUCUGCAAAGCCGGGCAACUUGGGCGUUUUGGCGCUCGGUUCGGCAAAAGGAAUUUGGAACUGCACUCCGGAUGGUUUAGGUUCAUGCUCCAGGCCAGACAAGCCUGGGUCAGGUCGUGCAGUUAUACUGCAGUUCUGAACAUCCGAGAUGUAAACUGCUAAUUCUGGGCUCCAGUUUUUAAGAGGUCAGGCACAAGCCCAGCUUUUACGCGGACACUUCUUUCUCCAGGAUCUGGCCGCGGUUCGGGUGACAGGCAGGACCGUAAAGACUGUGCCUUCUUCUCCCGGGCCAACUCGAAGUAUUCCGGAGGCCCCCUGGGAAGCGGGCACUGUGACGGCUGCGAAGACGCAGACUGGCUAUGAAGAGCGACUCGUCGACUUCUGCAGCUGCCCUUGGCGGCUUGCUGGGCCCUGUGCGGGGCAGCGAGUCUGAGCGCGUCUCUCCGGCCCCGUCUGCAGCAGCGGCGGUUCUGUUGGAAGAGGCAGCGGACCUCCUAGUAGUGCACUUGGACUUCGGGAAGGCACUGCAGACGUGCGAACUAGCUUGCAGGAACCUGGCCAGGGACUCUGUGUCCGAGGAGCCCGCGGGCACCUCCUUGGAGGUGAAAUGCUCCCUAUGUGUAGUGGGGAUCCAGGCCCUGGCAGAAAUGGAUCGGUGGCAGGAAGUCCUAUCCUGGGUUCUUCAGUACUACCAGGUCCCUGAAAAGCUACCUCCCAAAGUCCUGGAACUUUGUAUUCUUUUAUACAGCAAAAUGCAAAAGCCCAGAGCCAUGCUGGAUGUGGUCAGAGGUUGGCUCCAAGAUUUGGACAAUCAGAGACUUCCAGAAUAUCAAGCCUUGGUAGAACUUUACCUGCAGCAGAUACUGCUUCCACUGGGCUGCUUUUCAGAGGCUGAGGAGUUAGUGGUGGGCUCUGCAGUCUUCACUGAGGAGCAGCAGCUGAGUGCACUAAAGGUGAUAAGUACGGCAAGACAGCAGCAGACUCACAAGCGUUCUGAUUCUGAGGAAGUCCAGAAACUGAGCCAGGAAGGUUGCUCUUCUCAUAAGUUCUUGUCACUACUGAUUCUGCUUCGCAGACUUCGGGACUUUGCAGUGAACCACUUCUUUUCUCUGCCUUUCAAAAAGAGUCUCCUAGCUGCUUUGAUCCUCUGCUUCUUGGUGUUGAGGUUUGAUCGAGCAUCUCCUUUUUCCCUGCCCUUCCUCUACAAGCUGGCCCAGAUCUUCCACCGUCUCCGGGAGGCCGUGUUUUCUCACCUCUACCAGUUCCUAUGACUGAGUUGUCUUUCUCAUUUGUCCCAACAUACCUCCUCCCACAUCUGCGGCCACAGAAGAGACUAACUCAUCCUUGCAGCCUUGUUUCCCGUUGUUGUAUAGGCUUCUGCAUGGAUGGGGCCUCUCUAACUCUACAAAGAAUUGUUUCAGUCAGGCAGAAGAUGGAGUAAUGUUUGUUGGGGAAAAUUCUCUGGAGCCUGAAAUCAGCCCAAAGACCUGCAGGACUUUGAGACAAAAGGACUUCUCAGGACCCCAGAAAACCAUUGAUAUGCAGAAUUCCUGGUCAGAUGCAAGAUUGGCUCCCUGAGAAGAGAGGGGGCUGCAUCCCUGGGGAACGGAGGCUCAUUUCCUGAUCAAGGACAUGUGAGAAUAUUAAAAGAAGACCAACUGCUCUAAGUUCUUACCCUUGGCAACCACUCUAGCAAGGGACUGGGCCUGGUGCGGUGGGGGGAUCAGGGGAGGAGUUUGGGAAAAUUGUAUAUAAACUAACUUGGCAGAGUAAGAGACACAUACUUGCCCACUUCUCUUGAGAUGUGUACUUUUCUAGCCUUGAGUUACCUCUUUUUCCCGAAUCUGCCCAAGAUUUCUUACUCUAGGGCACAAUUCCCCCCCUAUGGGGAAGUGUCUCAUGCACCCCUGCUUGGGAUGUGGACUUUGCUUUUUCCACUCUGGUGAAGCCCUGUACUCUCUUAAUCAUGAGUUUUAUCUACUUCUCUUUCCUUCCCUUCUUCCCAAAUAAACUUGUUUUACUUCUAUAUUCCUCUCCUUCAGUUCUUUUUAUGUGGAGGAAAGGCAGUGGACCUGAAAGGCCUGGGUAAGAUUUAGGACCGACUUUCCUUUCCUGCGAAGAACAAUUCCUUGCUCCAGGCUGGGCUCCACAACUCCCUGAGAAGUCAGGUGGCAGGGUCAUUUCUCACACUGCUGACAGAAUAAAUGGAACCCAGAUGACCUUGUGGGAUUGGUGAGACAUGAGAUCUUUAACGUGCAGGUGCUCAGAGUGGACUUUCUUUCAUCACGAAUCACGACCAUCCUGUUAUUCGUCGAUUUCCUCGAGCAGGCCCCAGUACCGUCUCCUUCAUCCUAGCCCAGAGAUUAUAUUCAAGGCUCUUCAGGAGAAUGAGACCCAUCAUUGUUACUGGUAUUUGGCAUAUUGGGUACGACACAGGGAGUUUGCCAGACUCUGCCGUGUGGGCAGGCUACAUUCGGUAGCCUGCCAGUUUGUCCAAAGUGGGAAUGAGAUAAUUGAUUCUUUCAUCAAUCCUAGAUUUUCCAGGCACUUCCCUGGGUGCCCAGGGUGGAUAGAAAGGGAUGGAUACUUUCUUGAGACUGCCACCUUUCCUCCCUACUCUACAUCAGCCACCCAUGAGCUGAUGGGUAUUAUGUCUUCCAUUGGCAGCAUGGCUUUUGAACACUUGUAAAAGUAUACUGAAUUUCAAAGCAUUUAUACAUUACUUCUUUUGAUUGAUUACAUGUUGGAAUGAUAAUAUUUUGGAUAUGUUGGGUUAAAUAAAUGUAUUAUUA
This is a messenger RNA of Sorex fumeus (smoky shrew), 2833 nucleotides long. It is a transcript of the gene PEX26, whose product is annotated as peroxisomal biogenesis factor 26. Gene Ontology annotation, cellular component: peroxisome; peroxisomal membrane. Gene Ontology annotation, molecular function: ATPase binding; protein-containing complex binding. NCBI's taxonomy places the organism in Eukaryota, Metazoa, Chordata, Mammalia, Eulipotyphla, Soricidae. The record is from RefSeq and is a predicted model, not a curated record. Gene Ontology annotation, biological process: protein import into peroxisome membrane; protein import into peroxisome matrix. The transcript has 6 exons. The coding region runs from base 401 to 1312 and encodes 303 amino acids.